Messenger RNA from Lutzomyia longipalpis, 3591 nucleotides. Its product is annotated as medium-chain acyl-CoA ligase ACSF2, mitochondrial-like. Gene Ontology annotation, biological process: fatty acid metabolic process. The record is from RefSeq and is a predicted model, not a curated record. NCBI's taxonomy places the organism in Eukaryota, Metazoa, Arthropoda, Insecta, Diptera, Psychodidae. The coding region runs from base 111 to 1865 and encodes 584 amino acids. Gene Ontology annotation, molecular function: medium-chain fatty acid-CoA ligase activity. The transcript is spliced from 2 exons.
CACAAGCACAUUAGCGACCUUGCUAGUGUCUCGAUAAGAUUAUUUGUCAAGUUCGCCUUGAUGACUUACAUACAGGCAAAGUGCAUUUUCCAUUUAGUUUUCCAUCAACCAUGGUGAUUGCAAGAAGAGCAUUAGGGGCUUUUGUGAGAGUGAAGUGUGGUCAAGCAACUGUGUUGGCUCUGAGAAGAAAACAUACGCAAACAAAUGAAUUAAGUUAUCUUCAUAAUAUUGGAAAAUAUCCUCUUGCCUACCGCACAAUUGGUCAGGAGUUGGGUCGAAUUGCCAGUGAGUAUGGUGAUCGUGAAGCAUUUGUGGCAGUGCAGGAGCAGAAACGACUAACCUACGAUCAGCUGAGACUUGAAGCUGAUCGCUUAGCAGCUGGAUUCCGGAGUUUGGGACUUCAGAAGGGUGAUCGCAUUGGUCUCUGGGCACCGAAUGUUAUCUCCUGGCCUGUUGUCUUCUACGCCGCCGCUCGGGCUGGAUUGAUCUUUGUUGCUCUAAACCCCGCAUAUGAAGCUCCUGAGAUGGAGUACUGUCUACAGAAAGUUGGCGUAAAAGUUCUCGUAACGAGCGAAAGCUUCCGCAAUAAACCCUAUUACGAUGCUCUUCUGAAGAUUUUUCCUGAACUUCAAACUACAUCCCCGGGAAAACUUUCAUCUGAUAACAUUCCUUCCCUUUCGCACGUGAUUGUGGAUUCUGAGAAAGAUUUUCCGGGAGUUUUCCGACUCAGCGACGUUGCAUCGACGCCAUCGAGUGAGCAAGUUCAGGAGAUAGCUGGCCUACAGGAUAAAAUUGAUCCUGAUAGUGGGUGCAAUAUUCAGUUCACAUCAGGGACAACGGGGAAACCAAAGGCAGCUCUUCUGAAUCAUUUUAGCUUUGUCAACAAUGGUAUUCAUAUUGGAGAAAAUCUAGAAUUUCGUGGAAGGAAAAUCCUUAUGCAGGUUCCUUUCUUCCAUGUCUACGGAGUCGUGAUCACAAUGCUAGCAAGCUUAUCACAUUAUGCUACAAUUGUCCUCCCAUCGAUUACAUACAAUCCUGAGAGAUCACUACGGGCAAUUAAAGAAGAAAAGUGUUCAGUUAUCAAUGGAACACCUACAAUGCACGUUGAUUUAGUUAAAAAGCAAAGAGAAUUGAAACUGAAUUUGGAAGCUGAAAUUGCUGUUAGCGGAGGUGCUCUGUGUCCACCACAACUCCUGCGAGAUAUGAAGAGUGAGCUGGGAUUGAAGAAAGUUAAGAAUGUUUACGGAUUGACUGAGGAUUCGGCUGUUUGCUUCAAUACUCUCCCCCAUGAUGAGGAAAGUAAAGUUUUGGAAACUGUAGGACAUAUGCAGGAUCACAUAGAAGCUAAAGUAAUUGAUGCUGAAGGAAACCUCGUUCCUUUCGGGACUCCUGGCGAGCUUUGCGUUAGAGGCUACUUCACCAUGCUCGGUUACUGGGAAGACGAAGCAAAGACUAAGGAAGUUCUGGGUGAAGAUAGAUGGCUCAAGACUGGUGAUCAGUUUGUCCUUCAUCAAGACGGUUAUGGUCAAGUUGUUGGAAGGCUCAAGGAUAUGAUUAUUCGUGGAGGAGAGAAUAUUUUUCCGAAAGAAGUUGAAAACGUCCUAGUAACAUGUCCUCAAAUCGCUGAAGCCUACGUUGUGGGUGUUCCUGAUGAGAGGCUAGGAGAAGAGCUGUGUGCAUUCGUUCGACUCCGAGACGGUGUUCAGACGUUGUCUCUGGAGGAAGUUAAGGAAUUCUGUCGUGGGAAGAUUUCUUAUUUUAAAAUUCCACGCUACCUUCGGAUUGUGGAUGACUUCCCAAAAACAACUUCCGGCAAAGUACAAAAAUUCAUACUCCAGAAAAAAUUUAAACAUGAAGAUGAGUAAAGUAUUAAUGAGAGGCUUUGAUACAGGAACUGUUGGAGAUUCUCCUAAAACUCAUCAAUGAGUAUGCUAAAUGGUGGUGACUUAGCAAUAAUUUCAAUUAAUUUUUGGUGAAUAUUUUGGGAUGAGAAAAAAAAUAUAUUGGGAAGUUCUGAGUUGUUAAUAAACGUUAAUUUAACUCAAUUACUAUCUUUCUGUUUGUUCAUUCAUUCAUGAUAAUUCGUGUGUGUUUUGACUGAUUCUUCAAACACAUAUGGUGCUUUUAUUGCGUAACAUUUCAUAACAUUACAUAUUUCUACUCGAGUGAUCAGUGAUUAGUCGAACAUUUACUUCAGCAUACAUCUGCAUAAAUGGCUAGAUAAAUACAAUCAGUUAGCAAGAGCUGCUCUUCCUACCAACAUCUCAUAGAAAAUACUCACAAGAGCGAGUUUAGUGUCGUCUGAAAUUCCAUCUUAUGUGGCUACUUUUUUGAUUAUCACGGUCAAAAGCGGCACCCAAGUUCAAUUCAAUUUCCAUCCAUGAACUGAUAACACAGCCCUAUUAAAGCUCCUAUCAACCCAUAGAGCAAUUUAGAGUGUUGUUAGCUUCAGUUCGAGUAGUUCAUUGCUCGGUGUCUUGAGAAAAGUGAUUUUUUUGCGGAAGAAAAUGUCGAUCGUUUGUGAAAAAGUUGAAAAGACGGAAAAGUCUAAAAAGGCUGCAUACGUCGGUGUUAACGAUUUCAUUACUGUGCAACGAACUGAACGACCUAAGGAUAUACCCAUUGCUGAGAAAUGGUGCAUGGAACCAUGCUUUUUGCCUGUUUAUUACCAAGAUAUGGCGGAGAAGAUUGAAAACUUUGUUGUUCGUCCUGAUGAUGUUUGGGUUAUUACCUAUCCUAAAUGUGGAACAACAUGGACGCAGGAGAUGGUAUGGCAGAUAUGCAACAAUUUGGAUUAUGAGGGUGGAAAGGAAAAGCUAUCAAUACGUUUUCCGUAUUUGGAGAUUGGUUGCUUGAUGUCGCGUGAGAUACCAGAUAUGGAUGAAAUUACUCGGCUGAAUAAUAUGCCAUCGCCAAGAUACAUCAAAAGUCAUCUACCAGCUCAUCUACUACCUCCGCAAAUUUGGACUGUGAAGCCAAAAAUUGUCUAUGUUGCACGAAAUUGCAAGGAUACGGCAAUAUCUUGGUAUCAUCACUACGUCAAUUUCCAGCACUACAAACAAUCAUUUUCCGACUUCAUGGAAGCCUUUUUAAAUGACAUGAUUGAUUUUUCACCCUAUCACUCCCACAUAAUUGACUUUUGGAAUAUGAGACAUGAGGAAAAUAUCCUCUUUCUCACAUUUGAAGAGAUGAAAUUCAACCAUCCAGCUGUAAUUGAGAGAACUGCUGCAUUUUUCAGGAAAACCUACUCUAAGGAACAAAUUGAUGUCCUUGCGGAUCAUUUGUCAUUUGCUAAAUUUUCCAAAAAUACCUCAUGCAAUAUGGAGUUUAUCCUAAAGAUGGUUGAAGAUUCGCUUAAUGUGAAAAUGGUUGACCCGAAUUUCCGGAUCACGCGCAAAGGGGCUGUAGGAUCGCACAAGGAGGAAAUGACACCGGAACUAAUUGCCAAAUUCAACGAUUGGACCGAUAGUGAGAUGAAAAAGUGGCAUUGUGAUCCAGAACUCCGGAAAGUAUUCAUUCUCUAAAUGUAAUGUAACCUCAACUUCCGGGAAAAUAAAUAUUGAACAAAUAUGACAGAUUUCAACAGUAAAA